Molecule: messenger RNA, 333 nt
Organism: Peromyscus maniculatus bairdii (prairie deer mouse)
Lineage: Eukaryota; Metazoa; Chordata; Mammalia; Rodentia; Cricetidae
Source: RefSeq, a predicted model, not a curated record
AUGUGUCACACCAGCUGCUCCUCAGGCUUCCAGCCAGCCUGCUGUGUGUCCAGCCCCUGCCAGCCAGCCUGCUGUGUGUCCAGCCCCUGCCAGCCAGCCUGCUGCAGGCCUGCCAUAUGCAUUCCUGUGAGGUGCCAGGUAGCCUACUGUGUGCCUGUGAGCUGCAGGCCCACUGUGUGCAUGGCUCCCUCCUGCCAGUCCUCUGUGUGUGUGCCCGUGAGCUGCCGGCCUGUCUGUGUGAGCUCCUCCUGCCAGUCAUCCGGGUGCUGCCAGCCCUCCUGCCCCACCCUGGUGUGUAGACCUGUCACCUGUAGCACUCCCUCCUGCUGCUGA